This is a messenger RNA of Symbiodinium sp. CCMP2456, 630 nucleotides long. The record is from the annotation of a GenBank genome assembly. NCBI's taxonomy places the organism in Eukaryota, Dinophyceae, Suessiales, Symbiodiniaceae.
AUGGAUGCAUCGUUGCUGGAGCGCGCAGCAGCUGUCGGGAGCGUAGAGGCACAGUAUGCCCUGGGCGCCGCGCUGCUCACGGGUUCCAAUGGAGAGCAGGACCUGCCCCGAGCAGCGAGCCUCUUCCGUGCGGCUGCCUUGCAGGGCCAUCCGGCGGCACAGUGCAACCUCGGUGCGAUGUGUGGCCAGGGCCUCGGCACACCGCAGGACAGCGCAGAGGCCAAGAGCUGGUAUGAGAAGUCUGCCGCACAGGGAAACCUGGAUGCACAGUUCAAUCUCGCCGUGGUGCAUCUGACAGGACCCUCGACGGACGCGCAAAGGGCCCGCUCUUUGGCCGCAGAAGCAGCUGCACGUGGCCACGAAAAGGCGAAGGCCUUGCUUGAGAAGUUGAGAACAGUCCCAGAAGCCGAGGGCGUGGCAGUGGGCGUGUCAUCGCCAACGAAGCGGUUGACAGCCGCGCUGUUGGAAACGAAGACUUUGCUGCAGGGAACGCUCUGCCCCGAGCCACGGGCAGAAGCCUUCCUGCAGGAUCUCCUUAAUCAGCUGGAGGAGCUGCGAAGGGAGUUGCAUCACUCCAAGGAUGCAGAGGAGACAGUGAGGAGUCGGCUCCAAGCAGAAAUCGUAGAUUGA